This is a messenger RNA of Drosophila ficusphila, 6412 nucleotides long. It is a transcript of the gene wdb, whose product is annotated as serine/threonine-protein phosphatase 2A 56 kDa regulatory subunit epsilon isoform. Bases 1690 to 3264 code for a protein of 524 amino acids. NCBI's taxonomy places the organism in Eukaryota, Metazoa, Arthropoda, Insecta, Diptera, Drosophilidae. Gene Ontology annotation, biological process: protein dephosphorylation; signal transduction. Gene Ontology annotation, cellular component: protein phosphatase type 2A complex; cytosol; nucleus. The record is from RefSeq and is a predicted model, not a curated record. Gene Ontology annotation, molecular function: protein phosphatase activator activity. The transcript has 10 exons.
GAUGGCGUCACUUCUACGGUGUCUGUGUGAACGAUUCUAGUUGCCGCUGGAGAAAAAUCGCAAUUCUCGCUUAAAACACACCUGCCGGCCGCUCAAAUUGAUCGAAAAGUCCACGUCCCCCAUUGCGGCGCGUCAAGCGAGUGAAAUUGUGGCCGUGCGUGUGCAAAAGACCGACGAAAAGCGCAGUGCAAAAGUGCGAAUCGGGAGUCUGGAUUUGAGGUGUGUGCGUGCGUUGCGUUGCGUCGCUUUUUUUGUGAUUCCGUCGCCUUUUUGGUUGCAACUCGCUACCAGUGCAUCGCAAACAUUGUGCUAAAUUACAUAAAACGCAGAGUAUCUGAAAAAAUAGGCGAAAAAACAGGUUAAAAAGGAAAAUUCGAGGAGCAAGAGUGCAAGAGCGACAGAGACGGACAUACGCAGAGCGAGCGAGAGGUCGAUAACGAUACCCUUGUUUGGUUAUCGCCCUCGAUAGCAAGAGAAAAAAAAACAAAAAGCGGCGUCCUACCAGUAUGACCGUGUUGCAGACCAACGGAUAUCUCACCUACAGUGUGACCGUGUGAGAGACCAGCGAGCCGAGAGAGCGUGACGCGCAACAACAGUUUUGUGUGUGAAACCCAGCAAGCAGUGCUAAAAAGCAACAAAGUCAUCUCCGCAUCUUCGUGACGUAGACGAAACGGGAGAGCCAUCGCAGGAAACUGAGAAAUCGAAAAACUUUAAAACUGAGAAACCGAGAAUCAGAACCUGAGAAACCGAGAAAGUGCAUGUGAUGCCAAAUAUCCAUAAAACCGAAUAAAGAAAUCGGCCAACGCAAAGUACUAUGUGAAUGCUGCAGCAAUCAGCAGUUAGCCAGCAGCAGCUCUCUCUCUCUCAGUUAACCGAAUUGAUGUGCCAUUCAGGAGAAGCAGCGCAGAAACCGACACAGAAACAGAACCAGAAUCAGAAUCAGAGCAACGUAGAAGCUAAGCGAGAGUAUUAUCAAGAGUAAGGCGCAUCGCAAAUGCAACAAUCCCUCCAGUAAACAAUACAAAAAGAACCGAAGAAACAGUGUACAUACAACUGUAACGAAUUUAAACCAAAAGCACAGCAAGAAGCGGUUGAAGAGAAUAACAAAUAAUUUAACGCCCCCAGAGUCACCGUCUGAUAAAUGUCAAGAUAAGUCGUUACCGCUUUAACACCGCCAUCAACAUUACCCAGCAGCAAAAGCUGAUCCAGCAACUCCAGCAGCAGCAACAGCAGGAGAUCGCUUUAAAGGGGAAGAAGAACAGGCAGAAAUUGCAGUUGCAGCAGCCGUUGCAGUUGCAGUUGCAGUUGCAAAUUGGCCAGGAAACGAACGAAGGAGGAGCUGUAGAGCUGUUGGGCUUACCCAGGGGUGCCGAUAACAAUUGCAAGACGCCAAACUCAACCGCAAAAGUCGCCAACAUAACACAUAAAAUUUUCGGUUGGCUACGCAAAUCACGCAACAAACGGCCAGUCGAGAUCCUCAACAGCGAUUUCGGCGAAGACGGCGACGAGGGCGUUGGCGAGGGCAAAGGCCAAGGCGCAGGCGAGGGAGGAGGAGCAGCUGCCAGUGCAGCUGGCGGUGCAGCCGAUCAAUUUUCAGUGGCAAGCGUUAAAAACAAAGCCGGCAAGCUGAAUACCACACAGACAGCCACGGAGACCGCCAUCGAUUCAAACGAACCCAAAUCUGAAAAGAUGUCAUCGGGCACGUUUGUGGAUCGAAUCGACCCGUUCGCCAAACGUUCGCUCAAGAAGAAGGGUAAAAAGAGUCAAGGUUCCUCGCGCUACAGAAAUUCUCAGGAUGUUGAGCUGCAGCAAUUGCCGCCGUUAAAAGCCGAUUGCUCCAGCCUAGAACAGGAGGACCUGUUCAUACGGAAGCUGCGCCAGUGUUGCGUGUCCUUUGACUUUAUGGAUCCCGUCACGGAUUUGAAGGGCAAGGAAAUCAAACGGGCCGCACUCAAUGACCUAUCCACCUAUAUAACACAUGGGCGCGGAGUGCUUACGGAACCGGUUUACCCGGAAAUAAUUCGCAUGAUUUCAUGCAACCUAUUUCGCACGUUGCCGCCCAGUGAGAACCCCGAUUUCGAUCCCGAGGAGGAUGAUCCGACAUUGGAGGCGUCCUGGCCACACCUGCAGCUGGUGUACGAGGUGUUCUUGCGGUUCCUGGAGUCCCAGGACUUCCAGGCGACCAUCGGCAAGCGUGUGAUUGAUCAAAAGUUCGUCUUGCAGCUCUUGGAACUGUUCGACUCCGAGGAUCCACGGGAGCGGGACUUCCUGAAGACGGUGUUGCAUCGCAUCUACGGAAAAUUCUUGGGACUGCGAGCUUUUAUACGAAAACAGAUCAAUAACAUAUUCUUGCGAUUCAUUUACGAAACAGAGCACUUUAAUGGUGUGGGUGAGCUUUUGGAAAUUCUGGGCAGUAUCAUCAACGGAUUUGCCUUGCCUCUGAAGGCCGAACACAAGCAGUUUCUGGUUAAGGUCCUAUUGCCGCUGCACAAAGUCAAAUGCCUAUCGCUCUACCACGCUCAGUUGGCGUAUUGCAUUGUACAAUUCCUAGAGAAGGAUCCAUUCCUUACCGAACCGGUGGUCCGUGGCCUGUUGAAGUUCUGGCCCAAGACGUGUUCCCAGAAGGAGGUCAUGUUCCUGGGCGAGAUCGAGGAGAUUCUCGACGUGAUCGAUCCGCCGCAGUUUGUAAAGAUCCAGGAACCCUUGUUCCGCCAGAUUGCCAAAUGCGUGUCGAGUCCACAUUUUCAGGUUGCUGAGCGAGCUCUUUAUCUGUGGAACAAUGAGUACGCCAUGUCGCUCAUCGAGGAAAACAAUGCGGUCAUCAUGCCCAUAAUGUUCCCGGCCCUUUACCGCAUCAGCAAGGAGCAUUGGAAUCAAACCAUUGUGGCGCUCGUCUACAAUGUAUUGAAGACGUUCAUGGAGAUGAAUUCGAAGCUGUUCGACGAGCUGACCUCCAGCUAUAAAGCGGAGCGGCAAAAGGAGAAGAAACGCGAGCGUGACCGCGAGGAGCUGUGGAAGAAGCUGCACGAACUCGAAUCCAAUCGUUCUAGUGGGCGCACCGCCGGCGGCAGCGCCACGACAUCGAACAGCGCAGCGCCCGCGGCGUCAACGUCCCUGCAGCCACCCAGCACCGCUGGACUGAACUCUCAUCAGCAGCAGUCGAAUAGCAGCAGCAGCGGCAGCCUGUCCAGCGGCGGAGCCGGUGGUGACAAUAAUCCUGCGACCACAAAUGCGAAAAUCAAACAGGAUAAGGCGGACAACUAAGCAACUAAACGCGAGGCGCGCCCGAAACUAACAAUAAAACCAACAUCAGUAAAAGCGUAAGCGUAACGCGUUAUCCGAUAUCCGUAAACGGCAGAGACAACAACAACCACAUCUAAAGGAGAAAUAAAUAGUUAUACUAAACCACACAUAUGCUAAACAUUAAAACCAGAUAAAAUAUAAAACUAAAAUGUAUACUCGAUUGACAAGACACCAACCAAGCUGACCCGCAGGACACUUGUGCGGCUGUUGAAGGAGGUAGAACCGAAAUCUGGAGCGGGAGCUGAAUCAGAUCCCAGGGCGUGUGUGUGUGCGCGGUAAUUAGGAAGCUUGAGUGCGGCAUAAAAAGAAAAAUCUUUAUAAAUAAUGUAUCUUACACCUACAGCAACACACACACGAACACACACACACACGUGCGCGACACGUAUAAAUAUAUAUUACAAAAGAAGAAAAAUAAUUAUUAAUUACGUUUAAGCGAAAACAAGUUGAAUAAAGAGAAAUCGUGUUAGUAAGUGAAAAUCAGAAAAAACGAUAACUAUAGCGGAUUGAAGAUUGUUGAAGCGCAUUGAAUAUUAUUAACUAAACAUAUUGCUAACUAGAUCCUAGCAUAGAUCAGCCAUCCAAUCCCCACCCACGAACACUACGACUUCCCACUCACCUCACAAUGUUCACUUGCAAGGUAUUUGCGUUCAUUUGAAAUGUGUAAAAUAGUUGAAACUGCGCUGCAUCCUCAGAUUUUGAUUUAUUCAAUGAUUGCUCCAUAGAACGGCGUGUCUUAGUCCAGAUUUUCCCACUGAUUGUAUAUAAAUAAUCCGCGAACUGUGCUCCCCUCGUCCCAGAAUGAAACUUUGUUACUUAGCUUUAAGUGUUGCACACUCCGUCAAGACUUCUCGUAAACAGAAAUUCCAACAAUUCCCGCUAAAAGCCUGCGCAGUUACGCACCCAAAUCUGCAUUCGAACGUAGACGUGAAAAAAAAAAAACAAAACAAAAGCAAAGCCAAGUUUUAGUACAUUGUUGAAGUUGCUGCUAAACGGGCCAAGAUAGACAGGGAGCCGGCAAAUCUAUACAUAAUUAAGAAUACAAUUAAAUACCAUAACGUACGAUAAACGCUGAUCUUUAUAAAUGUAUGUAAGUGUGCGGAAAAUACAGAAAUAUAUCUCCAAACUGAGGAAUAGGCGCAUGCGCGGUAAUUGAGAUGUACUAAGCAAACAAAAUGAAUACAAAUAUUGAGCAUUGUAAAAAGGUUAAGCUAGAGAAACCAACAUCCAAGCAAACGAUAGUUUAUAGAACAAGGUUAUGGAAAAUUCAGCUUGGCAUAGUCUCUCCCAUACGAUAAUUGGCAUCUAGCGAAACAUUUCCACGGUUCACUCCACGCUCGGUGCAUCUAGACACUAAAUAUCCUUUGCAUAUAUGUAUAUCUCUGCGGGAAGCGGUCCAAUUUCUCGAGUCCCAAAUAGUUUGCAAAGUUUCUUUCGACUCUUCUCGAUUUUUAUUAACUUGUUUUCAAUUCUCACGGAAAUGCGCACAAUUGUCAUUCGAUUUGCUAAACAAUAUUUUCAAUUGUAAAUAAUGUAGCUAAGAUAAAGUGUGGAACACCUUUGGACCGCUCUCCCAGCAUCACUCACACAUAAAACACACCUAGCCGCACUCAUAGUAAGGAAGUAUAUACAAUUUAUAUAUGAAAUAUACUAUGCAUAUAUGUAUGUUUGUUCAUUCAACUCUCACGCCCAUUACAAAGUAUAGAAACAUGCAUUAUAGGAGCAAAAACUAGGAGCAGUGGCGGCGGUAGGGAAGCAAAUAGGACGAGUUAAAAGUAUCCAUAAAAGAACGUCUCUCAUUAAGCGAAACCGCAAAAGUUCAUAUAAUAUUAAAGAUAAUUGUGUCUGUGAAUCGUGAGUUAUUAUACACAUAUAUGUAUACAUAUAUUGCAAACAAAACUGAAAAAUAAGAAAAAACUAAAAAAAAAAAUCUAAAGGAAACGUAAAAGUUAGCGUUAUUAUUAAAUAUGUUUGUAAAACGUCAACAAUAUGCAAAAAAAAAAAACAAAAAACAGAGGAAAAUAGAAGCGAGGUAAAAGCGAAUGAAAUGCAUCAACUAAAGAGUCAUCGGCUAGAAGAGAAUAUAUUUCGAAAACAAAUAUUGAACCUAUGGCCUAAAUACUAAGCAACGUGUGUAAGAAAGUUUUGCAUCUUUAUAUUAGACUGUAAUUAAACAAAGAAAAUAGCUAAAGAAAGCCCAAGCCGAGACAGCAACUACAACUAGAGCUACUACAAAGAACCCACGAGUAUCAUCCCCAUUAAACAGCAAUAGCAACUAAACUAUAUCAGAUCGGAUAAACCCCGAGCGUUAGGUCCUACUGCCUUUAAAGAUCCCAAUAAAAGAACACCAAUAACAGGACUGUAGCACGUUAGAAGUCGAAGGCAGAAGUUCUUGACCUGUUUGUUAUGCCAAUCCCGUAACACCAACACCCUAUUCCCAACUCCAAACUAGCAGAUCCAUUUAAAACACGAAUAGGACCCAUCUCUAGUUAACGUUGAUGUUCGCAUAGGAUGCCAAUCAGUGACAAAAACAUAUUCAAAUAAUGCAAAUGUAAAAAACGAAACAAGAAAUCAAGUAAACAAGAGUAAACUAAUUAAAAAUGUUGACAAAGAAUGCCUAAUAAACGAUAAUAUGUAAGUCAAGUGGUUUAAUGAUUAUUGUCUCUUCAUUUUUGUUUGUUUUGUGAUCAACACUUCUGUUGCACUCUGAGUUAACCUGUUUAGUCCGCUUUCAACUUAUAUGGUACCUUUAACUAUAGUUUCUAUUAUUGUAUUUAUAUGUAUAAACAAAUCGAGCAUGUUAAAUCGUAACUGCAUAAGCUGCUUAGAGCCAGCUGAGCAAAGAAGUAUAAGCAAAAGCAAAACUCGUUAAGUACUUUUAGAGACAAAAACCUGUACUAAGAAGUGUACUAAAAAUAAAGUCGCAUUAACAACGUUGCAUUAAACAAGAAAAAAAACAACCGAAAAACGGAAAAGCUAACAAAAACCAACAACAAUAAGAGCAAAAAUAGUUAAAGCGCUUAAACAAUAUGAAUACUAUGGAUACUAACAAUGAAAUGAAAGAAAAGAAAUGGAGCCGAUGGAGAGGAUAAAUAUAUACGUGAAUUAUGUA